AUGGCAAAUGGUAGACUAAUAACCAUUAAUAACAGAUUAAUAAUUAUUUUUGUCUAUUCCAGGACUUACUUGGUUCUGAUGCCAGUGCUCUGCUUCUUGAUCCCUGCUUGGAUCCCCAUCCACUUCUGGGGUGAGACUCCGUGGAGCUCGUGGUACGUCGCAGCCAUCUUGAGAUACACCAUCUCUCUCCACUUCACCUGGCUGGUCAACUCCGCUGCACACAUUUGGGGAAACAGACCUUAUGACAAGAACAUUGGCGCCACCGACAACGUGACGGUGGCCAUCUGCGCGUUCGGCGAGGGCUGGCACAACUACCACCACGUGUUCCCGUGGGACUACAAGGCGGCUGAGCUGGGAAACUAUAGCACCAACAUGUCGACAUCCUUGAUUGAUCUUGCAGCGAAGUUUGGCUGGGCUUACGACCUCAAGACAGUCUCAGUGGAUAUGAUCAAGAAACGUGCUGCAAGGACCGGAGACGGCUCCCACCCGUCCUGCCAAGAAGCUCCAAAGGUCAUAGAUGAUGAUGACCAUGACCAUGACCAUGAUCACUCUCACGAGAACGCAGUCUGGGGCUGGGAGGACAAGGAUAUGCCAGAAGAAGAUAAACAGCUAGCAGAAAUCAGUCAUAGAAAGAUAGAAUAGCAUAGCUUUAGGUUUAUAAUUUGUACAAAUGUGUGUGGAGUCAUUUGCAUUUAAAAGUUUCCUGUUGUAAUUUGAAUGUGGAUCAAAAUUUAAGAUUUUGAAAGACAAAAGAACUACUCAAAUUAUUUAAUUCAAAUUAAAAUGGGAUCUGAUAUUGGAUAUUGAUAAACUAAAGGCAUAAGACUUAAAAACUAUUUUAAAUGUGCCUUAAUUUAUAUGCCAAAACUCAUUAACCUAGUUAGAGGUCACAUAAAUGGCGAACUGACUCAAAACAUUUUCCUCUUUUCUGCAGUCGGAAAAUAAUCAAUAUUUUGACAGCGGAGUAGAAAGUGAUUUUAAUCGAUAACAUUGCAUAUAUACCACGUCAUUGUACCUAAUUUGGAAUGUAACAAACCAGCCACUAAAAUAAAAAGUCCUGUCCUGUUACAAACGGGAGGCACGUUAUUAUUGCCUCUUUUUCUGUUAUAUAGCCAAAAGCA
Ostrinia furnacalis (Asian corn borer) is the source of this 1121-nucleotide messenger RNA. RefSeq names its product acyl-CoA Delta(11) desaturase-like. Gene Ontology annotation, biological process: unsaturated fatty acid biosynthetic process. The coding region runs from base 1 to 642 and encodes 213 amino acids. Gene Ontology annotation, molecular function: stearoyl-CoA 9-desaturase activity; iron ion binding. The record is from RefSeq and is a predicted model, not a curated record. The transcript is spliced from 4 exons. Gene Ontology annotation, cellular component: endoplasmic reticulum membrane. Lineage: Eukaryota; Metazoa; Arthropoda; Insecta; Lepidoptera; Crambidae.